Messenger RNA from Gongylonema pulchrum, 1128 nucleotides. The record is from the annotation of a GenBank genome assembly. Lineage: Eukaryota; Metazoa; Nematoda; Chromadorea; Rhabditida; Gongylonematidae.
AUGCCGGAGUAUAUUCUUACGGCCGCCCAACUGGAGCAGCUGAAAGCGCAGGUUCGCGUUUACAAGCAGCUGGCAACGCAGGAGCCGGUCGCUCAGUCGCUUAUUUCGUCGUCCGUUUCAAAGCCAUCGCUGCUGCCGGAACCGUACGAGUUCCCAGGUGAAACAGAAACGGGCGAGAAGCUGCCGUAUGAUUUGAUGAAAAUCCUUACUUUGCAUCAGCAGCGUGCCAACAGAAGCACACUUCUCCCGCCUCCAUGUGGAAUUGAUCCUCAAGCAAUCCUAAGGGAACGGGAAUUCAGGAUACAAAACCGAAUAGGGGCACGAAUCCGAUUUCUCAGCAAUCUUCCUGCUUCUCUAAGCAGACAUCUGCUAACGAAGGCAGAAAUCGAACUGCGUGCUUUGCGCCUGCUCAGUCUACAAACACAGGUUCGCAUGGAAGUGUUAAAUCAGCUGAAGAAGGAUACGACACUCGAAACAGCGCUCAAUCCUUAUGCGUAUCGUCGUACAAAACGGCAGACACUGCGGGAGGCGCGGGUUACCGAAAAGCUUGAAAAGCAACAAAAAGUGGAGCAGGAGCGCCGUCGACGACAGAAGCACAACGAUUUGCUGCAAGCAAUCUUACAACAUGGCAAGGAAUUCAAGGAAUAUCAUCGAAACAAUUUGGUUAAGCAAAGCAAAAUAAAGAAAGCUGUGCUAACAUAUCAUGCGAACAGCGAAAAAGAGCGAAAAAAGGAUGAACUGAGAAAUGAGCGAAUGCGUAUGCAGAAACUGAUGCAGGAAGACGAAGAAGGUUACAGGCAGUUAUUGGAUGAGAAGAAGGAUAAGCGUUUAGUCUUCCUAUUGCAACAAACCGAUGAAUAUGUAGAAAGUUUGACGGGCCUCGUUAAGCAACAUCAAGCAACGGAAAAGCGAAGGAAGCGUAACGAGCGCCGCGAGCAGAAAGCAAAAGAAAAAAUGGAAGAAGGUAAUGAAUUGUCUGAGGUACGAAUACGCAUAAGAGAUGUCGCCACCGGUGAACUGUUGUCAGCGGAGGAAAUGCCGAAGUCGGAAGAAGUUGAUUCAUGGCUUGAAGCACAUCCAGGCUAUGAGGUAAAAAUUACCUUUCCGAUGUUUGAUGUGGCAGUAUAG